AUGCUCGCCGCCGUCCUCCUCGCGCCGGCCUUUUCGGCCCUGGCCUCCGCCCACACCGUCUUCACGUAUCCCGGCGCUCGGGGCAACAACCUCAUCCAGAACGACACCUUUCCCUACGGCAUGCAGUGGAUGUAUCCCUGCGGCGGCGUGGGCACCACCAAGAACCGCACCUACUGGCCCACCACCGGCGGCGCCGUCGCCUUCCAGCCCGGCUGGUUCAGAGGCCACUCCUCGGCCGUCAUCUACGUCAACCUGGGCUUCGGCACCGACGGCCCCGACAACGGGCCCCAGAACAUGUCCAACCCCAUGGUCCACCCCUUCACCAUCCAGGGCCCGACCAACAACCCCUACCCGGGGACCGUCUGCCUGCCCCAGGUGCCGCUGCCGCCCAACACGACCGUCCAGCCGGGCGACCUGGCCACCAUCCAGCUUGUCGAGCUGGCGCAGCACGGCGCUGCCUUGUAUUCCUGCGUAGACAUCAUCUUCGCCGAGCCGGGGGAUGCGAGGAUCGGCCUCGUCAACGAAACCAACUGCUUCAACUCGUCCGACAUGGGCUUCGCCGACAUGUACACCGUCGCCAUCGGCUCUGGCUCACCGGCUGUUGCGUCGACGGCAUCCAUUGGCCUUGCUUCCUGGGCGGGCUAUCUGGCCGUUUGCGUGGCCGCGCUCGCUGCUGCUUUAUAG
This is a messenger RNA of Ustilaginoidea virens, 684 nucleotides long. RefSeq lists its product as uncharacterized. NCBI's taxonomy places the organism in Eukaryota, Fungi, Ascomycota, Sordariomycetes, Hypocreales, Clavicipitaceae. The transcript is spliced from 3 exons. The coding region runs from base 1 to 684 and encodes 227 amino acids. The record is from RefSeq and is a predicted model, not a curated record.